GGCUGUUGCUGAUGCUGUUGCCCGGCGCCUGUAUCCGUGCAGCCAGACGGGGGUAACCGUAGUCACCGGUCCAUCAGCAGCAGCAGAGAGAAAGGGACAGAGGGGGACUGAGUAGGAUCUUCAGUAUCACUGGAGAGUUACAUACACAGCGAGAAGAUGACUCUGGCAGCCUACAAAGAGAAGGUCAAAGAGCUCCCCCUGGUGUCUCUGUUCUGUGCCUGCCUCAACCCGCAGACUGCAGACAAACCUACAUACAAGGCAGAAGAUGCGGUGGACCUGGGCUGGCGCGUCAUCAAAGACGUGGAGGUGAUUGAGCUGAACAAGAGGACUUCUGGCCAGGCCUUCGAGGUCAUCCUCAAGCCCCCAUCCUUUGACGGAGUGCCAGAGCUCAACACCUCCAUGCCACAGCGCCGAGACCCGUCUCUGGAGGAGAUCCAGAAGAAACUGGAGGCUGCCGAGGAGAGGCGAAAGUGCCAGGAGGCUGAGCUGCUGAAGCACCUGGCGGAGAAGAGAGAGCACGAGCGCGGGGUGAUCCAGAAGGCCUUCGAGGAGAACAACAACUUCAUCAAGAACGUCAAGGAGAAGCUUGAGCAGAAGAUGGAGGCCAACAAGGAGAACAGGGAGGCCCUGCUGGCCGCCAUGCUGGAGAGGCUGCAGGAGAAGGACAAACACGCAGAGGAAGUGAGGAAGAACAAGGAGAUGAAGGAGGAAGCCUGCCGAUAGAUGAGUGGAGAAGACGAUGAAAGGAAAAAGAGCGGGAGUUUUACGAGUUGGUAAAAAAAAUAAGGGAAUCAAAACAGUGCAGGAAAGAAAGAAACCCAAAAUCCACUCGAACAAAGGGGAUAGCUUUUUCAUAUUUGAUGUAUGGUCUAACGAUUCUGAACAAGCUGUACAAAGUUUAGCCGAUGCUUGAUGUUGAAAUCCGAAAAUAAAAUCUCUUUUUGCUAAAUGAUAGUGGGUAGGGGGGUUGGGUUGCAUCAAAAACAAAUCACAUUUUAAAAGAGGGGCGACAAUGGUUGUUUGGUGAAGAAUAAAAGCUGCAUCAAGAGAGGAGGAGGUAACAAUUUGAAUGAUACCUUUCAUUUCUGCAGGAAAGGACAACUGCCUGCAUGUUUUAGCAUCGUUAGCCGAGCUGUUUCGCCGGAUGAUGCUUUGAUGAUGCUGACAAUUUUGCAGAAACACGGCCAACACCAUUGAUGUUCAAUCAGACUAUUACUAUGGAAAAGGGAGUUGUAAUCUAAAUUGUUACCAAGUAAAACAUGAUGUGCUAUAAAGAAAUGGACACACAGAUGUAGUUCAGUCACAACCAGUGAGAAAAAACGUACCCGUCAGUACACACAACCCUAACCCUUCUGCUGUUUCUGAAAUAAAAAUAAAAAUGGAUUUUGCUUGGUCUGCCAUGCUAAUUCUUCACUACACAAUGUUUGGGAUUGCUGUCUGGGGACGUCUCAGACCUCAGUAAAUCUCACGACUUGGUUUAUGAUUAUGAAAUGAGGAAUCAGGCUUUCGUUUCUUUCCGCAGCGCGAAGGGGGAAUAAAAGGAAUUAAAAAAACUUGGAAACAGAGGGAGCCCUGCUGUAUUUUCAGGCUCUUUGUGAAACUCUAACGGUAGUGUAGUUGUAGAUCAGUGACUUGCAUUUGACUGUUAGAUUUAGAGCACUGAUUGCACUCUUAAUUUCAUUAAGCACAACUCAAAAGCACACGUGAAGGACAGCAGGAAUAUGCAGUAUAAACAACAAUGUCAUCGCAAAGAGUAAUGAGUCACAGCAGUUCAGAAUUUGGACAAAUUAGAUUUUGAAAAGAUGAAUUUGGGGGGGGGGGGGGGGUUCUGGCUUACAGCGUUCUCCCUAUGCUUUGGCAUGUGUCAAUGUGCUCUGAUUGUCAGUUCAUGAUUUCCAAAGGUAAAGUAAACCGAAACAGAAAGAUGAAACUUGCUCGAGUUGUUGAGUCAUACUGACUUGAUUGAAAUGUCUAAAAUGUUUGCACUGUAGCUGGGGAGUGGUAACAUGGGGUUUGUACUUGCUGUAACUGUGUGUCGCUGUAUAUCUUCGAGGCUGGAUUGAUUGUAUUUAUUUGGCAUGGUCAGUAAAAACGGCUUGACUGAACUCACA
Molecule: messenger RNA, 2111 nt
Organism: Notothenia coriiceps (black rockcod)
Lineage: Eukaryota; Metazoa; Chordata; Actinopteri; Perciformes; Nototheniidae
Gene: stmn4
Product: stathmin-like 4
Exons: 6
Coding region: 157-723 (188 amino acids)
Biological process (GO): regulation of microtubule polymerization or depolymerization; microtubule depolymerization; neuron projection development
Cellular component (GO): cytoplasm; neuron projection
Molecular function (GO): tubulin binding
Source: RefSeq, a predicted model, not a curated record